This is a messenger RNA of Funneliformis geosporum, 327 nucleotides long. Lineage: Eukaryota; Fungi; Glomeromycota; Glomeromycetes; Glomerales; Glomeraceae. The record is from the annotation of a GenBank genome assembly.
AUGAAAACUAGAGAACCCUCUAAAACUGUUGUUUUCGUUGCAAAUCUUCCUUUUUCUAUUGAUGAUGAUGGUUUGAAGGACAUCUUCAAAAAUUAUAACGUAACCUCUGCUCACGUCGUUCGUCAUCGUGUAAGUGGACGCCCAAAGGGUUUUGGAUUCGUAGAAUUGAGUGAUGAAGAAGAACAAAAGAAAGCCCUUGAAGAAUUAAAAAAUGUUGAAUCAGAAGGUAGAGUAUUGGUCAUUAAAGUUGCAAUAAGUUCAACCAAUAAUGAGAAGAUUAAAAUUGCAGUCAGCACAACAGCUUUAUCCUCGGUUGCUGUUUUCUGA